This is a messenger RNA of Budorcas taxicolor (takin), 1820 nucleotides long. It is a transcript of the gene ACAA1, whose product is annotated as acetyl-CoA acyltransferase 1. Gene Ontology annotation, molecular function: acetyl-CoA C-acyltransferase activity. Bases 79 to 1353 code for a protein of 424 amino acids. Gene Ontology annotation, cellular component: peroxisome. Gene Ontology annotation, biological process: fatty acid beta-oxidation; phenylacetate catabolic process. The record is from RefSeq and is a predicted model, not a curated record. The transcript is spliced from 12 exons. Lineage: Eukaryota; Metazoa; Chordata; Mammalia; Artiodactyla; Bovidae.
CGCCUGCGUGGGCCACGGUCUGUUGGUUGCUGCCCUCUCCUCCUGGCUGGUUGAGGGUUUACCCGGCCGAGCUGCGCAAUGCGGAGGCUGCAGGUGGUGCUGGGUCACCUGAAGGGCCGGCCCGCUUCGGACCCGGAGCCGCAGGCCGCCCCGUGUUGGAGCGGCGCGCGGCGGGCGUCCGCAGAGGAUGUCGUGGUGGUGCACGGGCGGCGCACAGCCAUUGGCCGGUCGGGCCGCGGCGGCUUUAAGGACACCACCCCCGACGAGCUUCUCUCCGCCGUCAUGACCGCGGUUCUCCAGGACGUCAAGCUGAGCCCGGCCCAGCUGGGAGAUAUCUGCGUGGGAAAUGUGCUUCAGCCCGGGGCCGGAGCGAUGAUGGCCCGAAUCGCCCAGUUUCUGAGUGGCAUCCCGGAGACUGUGCCUUUGUCAGCUGUCAAUAGGCAGUGCUCGUCGGGGCUCCAGGCGGUAGCCAACAUAGCUGGUGGCAUCAGAAAUGGGUCUUAUGACAUUGGCAUGGCUUGUGGGGUGGAGUCCAUGUCCCUGGCUGACAGAGGGAAUCCUGGAAAUGUUACUUCACGCCUGGUGAAGAAUGAGAAGGCCAGAGACUGCCUGAUUCCUAUGGGGAUAACCUCAGAGAAUGUGGCUGAGCGGUUUGGCAUUUCGCGGGAGAAGCAGGACACCUUUGCACUGGCUUCCCAGCAAAAGGCAGCCAGAGCCCAGAGCCAGGGCUGUUUCCAGGCUGAGAUCGUGCCUGUCACCACCACGGUCCGUGACGACAAGGGCACAGAGGAAAGCGUCACCGUGGCCCAGGACGAGGGCAUCCGCCCCAGCACCACCAUGGAGGGCCUGGCCAAGCUGAAGCCCGCCUUUAAGGAGGGGGGCUCUACCACGGCUGGAAACUCUAGCCAGGUGAGUGAUGGAGCUGCUGCCAUCCUGCUGGCCAGGAGGUCCAAGGCAGAAGAGCUGGGCCUUCCCAUCCUUGGGGUCCUGAGGUCCUAUGCAGUGGUUGGGGUUCCGCCUGACAUCAUGGGCGUUGGCCCUGCCUACGCCAUCCCUGUGGCUUUGCAGAAAGCAGGGCUGACAGUGGACGAUGUGGACAUCUUUGAGAUCAACGAGGCCUUCGCCAGUCAGGCUGUGUACUGUGUGGAGAAGCUGAAACUCCCCCUUGAGAAGGUGAACCCUCUCGGGGGUGCAGUGGCCUUGGGCCACCCGCUGGGCUGCACGGGGGCUCGACAGGUCAUCACGCUGCUCAACGAGCUGAAGCGCCGCGGGAAGAGGGCCUACGGGGUGGUGUCCAUGUGCAUGGGGACUGGCAUGGGAGCUGCCGCUGUCUUUGAAUACCCCGGAAACUGACGGCGGCCCAGGGCGGAGGCGCCGCAGCGCUGCAGCAUGGGAGGGAUGGCAAGUCAAGACACCUGAGCUGAUGUGAGCACACACAACGUGAACAGAUGCCCCAGCACAGGAGCAGAUGCAGAGUCAGGCCCCUCCGGCUAAGACACACCCAGCCCACAAGGCCACCACGUGAUCCCUGGGGGCAGGCCCUGUGGAUGGGGAGUGCCGCAACAGUAAAUGGGCGGUCUUAACCUCGGUGCCUGUGGUUCUUCUGCAGGGCCAGUUCUCACUAGGCUGGUCCUGCCUCUGCUCCAUCUGAACACUAAGUGCCCUGGUCUCCGCCCAGCGGACCCACCCUCGGCUGAGCCCUGAGGACACAAGGCGCAGGCCUGGAGGGGUCCCUCCGUCCCAGGAGCUGUUCAGAGGUCCCCCAGCAGAGGCCCGUGCCCAGUAAACCGCUCCAGAGCUCUGGGCCAUGUUUAUUUCCA